Rhizoctonia solani is the source of this 2118-nucleotide messenger RNA. Its product is annotated as protein tyrosine kinase domain-containing protein. NCBI's taxonomy places the organism in Eukaryota, Fungi, Basidiomycota, Agaricomycetes, Cantharellales, Ceratobasidiaceae. Bases 1 to 2118 code for a protein of 705 amino acids. The transcript is spliced from 15 exons. Gene Ontology annotation, biological process: protein phosphorylation. The record is from RefSeq and is a predicted model, not a curated record. Gene Ontology annotation, molecular function: phosphatidylinositol binding; ATP binding; ubiquitin binding.
AUGGAGUACAGAUUCAGGAAUGCGCUCGAUCUGCUCCGCGGCAUGAACAACUUUGUUCAAAACAACAUCGAGAAGUCUCAAGAUCAACUUGGGCUACUGGGUCGGGAUGUACGUGGUGAUCGGACUUCAUGGAAAAUGUCCCGCCUAGCUGAAUAUGCUAUUCAUAGUCACAUGGAAGACCGAGAGGCCGUGGCCGAGUUAUGCAACAAACUUGGCAUAGAUCCUCAAGAGACAGAGGAGUCGUUUAAAGUUCUUGUCAACAAUAUUCGCUCUGCUCUUCCAAGCGUGCAGGUCUCCGCCGCCAAGCUAUGGGUGAUAAUGAUAUACAGGUGUCGCCCUUACUUUGCUAGUCAUACGCACGAGCAAACACUCUUAGAGACUGUUGAAGAGGUUGCUCUGGGCCCACGCACAUCGCUAGUUGUUCGAGAUCGGCUGGUCGAAGCGGUUGGGGCUUCGGUAUUCUUAUUAAAGGAUGCAGAAACUCUCGGGCCUUACCGGUCAACUUGGACAAAACUCAGGCAAAGUCUUGAAUUGACAUAUCCUGAUGAAGGCAUAGUCAUUAUCGAUGAAGACCAAAUAAUUUCUGCCAAGUCCUUCAUAGCCCCCUCCGCCCCGUCACGAUCCCCGUCAAGUGGACCUUCCAGUCACAAUAGCAUCGAUGAUUCAAGCAGCGCUGGUUCCAAACAGGACACUGGACAGGUAGCAACAGAUGGAUCGACAGACCAAGAAAAUGAACAAUGUUUAACAAGGUCUCCUGCUAUGGGAAACGAACCCGGCCCUAGAACAUCCGGCCCGGUGGGUGAUGUGAAGUGGCUCUUUGAGGAAUGCGAGAGCGCUCGUGGCAACUGCCGGAUCCUGUCCGAGUCACUUCUACACACUACUUUGGACAGUAUCCUGAAGGAUCCAUUGAUAAAGGAGUUUCGAGAAAGCACUAUGACGUCAAAAGAAAUCAUUGACGCUCAUAUCGAAACGGCCACCGUCAGCGCAGGCAGCGCUCGUGCGAAGCGAUCGUCGAAUGACUCGAGUAACUCAGCCACCAGGUCAGCCGAGGAGCAGCUGCUACAAGCCCUUGUCACCACCCAAGCGGAGAUAAAGUAUACAUUGCAGAGCUAUGACGAACUUGCAGAGCUGGCGAACUCGAGCAGCCCAGUAAACACAGAAGAUCCUCCUAUCAGCAGGCAAAUGUCUGGAGCCGAUGUCCUGCUUCGGCUGAUCGAUCAUGGUUGUAAAGACCUAUCAGAUAGUGCCGAUAUUUCCAGCUUUGGAGAAUACCCCAUCUCCACUGGGGGAUUCAGCGAUGUGUACUGCGGGCGGAUGUUGGACGGCACGAAAGUAGCCAUGAAGUUGUUACGAGUAUCAGUACACAGUCUUGGUCAAAACCCAAAGCACCUCAAGCACGCCGCGAGGGAGCUCCAUACAUGGAGUAAAUGCGAUCACCCGAACGUGGCUCCACUUCUUGGCCUGCUGGUCUUCCGAGGUCGCAUAGGAAUGAUAUCCCCUUGGAUGGGUAAAGGCAGUCUAUCUAACUUCCUGGCGAAAACACCGGAGGUUGACCGACAAAGUCUGUGUGUACAGAUCUGCGAGGGGCUAUCUUACCUGCAUGAGAUCGGUAUCGUUCAUGGUGAUAUGAAGGGGCCCAACGUGCUUAUCGCGGACGACGGUACUGCAGUGUUGAGCGACUUUGGAAACGCGUUUCUGAAGGAUCAGACGAUGAAGUUCACGCCGACUACGAGUGCGAGCGGAAUGUCAAUUCGUUGGUCGGCACCUGAGAUCAUCAAUGGAGAAAGGCCAUCUAAGGCAUCGGAUGUAUAUGCACUAGGAACGACUAUCUACGAGGUUAUAUCUGGGAGGCUCCCAUACGAGAGGCAAUCAGAUAUUGCCAUCAUGUUCGUAGUGACCGUACGGAAAGCACUCCCAGAAAGACCCGAGUGCUUGCUCAUGGGCCAUAAUGAGGCAGAAAAGCUAUGGAAGCUGUUGUUACGUUGCUGGUCUGAGCAGGAAGCACGUCCUACUGCAGCGGAAGUUGCAAGAGAGAUGAAGACAAUUGCCCUGGAUAACCUACCAACGCCACCGCCACGCCCAAUAUCCCCGAGCUACGAGUUUCCGCGCCGGGAUUGA